Molecule: messenger RNA, 4537 nt
Organism: Cryptomeria japonica (Japanese cedar)
Lineage: Eukaryota; Viridiplantae; Streptophyta; Pinopsida; Cupressales; Cupressaceae
Product: FT-interacting protein 3
Exons: 3
Coding region: 334-3567 (1077 amino acids)
Source: RefSeq, a predicted model, not a curated record
AACUUUAUUCCGUGAUCGUUGAAAAGAAAAGAAAAAGGUGGCAAAGGAUACAGCAAGGAGAGCAUUAUGGGGAUGAAAGGGGUCAUGUACCAAUACCACCAUCUUGAGGGCCUUAAACUGUUGUUGCAGUUUUGGAGAUACAGACAUUUAUUAUAUAGCAUGGAAGCUUGAAGAAUCUGAUGUUGAUGCUGCUGAUAUUGGUCUAGAGUGAAUUGGAGGCAUCAAUUCCAGAGGAAUUUCGAGAAGGUUUUCUUUUUGGUGUUGCUGAUAUUGGUGAAGAGUUGAACUGUGCAAAUCAGCUUUCUAGAGAGUAGUAAAGAUAAGUUGCUCUGUAUGACGACAAGAAAGGUCAUUGUGGAAGUUGUGGAGGCACGCAAUUUACCACCAAAGGAUGGAGAGGGGUCAAUCAGUGCAUAUGUGAUGGUCGAUUUUGAUGGGCAAUGCAAGCGUACAAAGACAAUACCCAAAAAAUUGAAUCCUGCAUGGAAUGAAAAACUGGAGUUCACUGUAAAUAAUCCAACAACAAUGAUUGGGGAGGAAUUGGAAGCAGAAGUAUACAAUGAUAAGAAGACUACUGUUGGACGCAACCCGUUUUUGGGAAGAGUGAAAUUGCUUGGAAGCCAGUUUCCCAAGAAGGGUGAUGAAAAUUUGGUUUUUUAUACUUUACAGAACAAAUCUGUGUUUAGUACGGUCAAGGGAGCUUUAGGACUUAAAAUAUGUUACUUCGAUGAACCUAUCAAGCCUCCUGAUCCUCCACCAGCAGAGCAGCCACCAGCCGAAGCCCCACCAGCUGAAGCCCCUCCACCUGCAGAAGCCCCCCCUACAGAUGCUCCAGCCCCACCUGCAGAUACUCCAGCUCCCCCUGCAGAUCCUCCAGCACCACCUGCAGAUGCUCCAGCGCCCCCUGCAGAAGCCCCCCCUGCAGCAGCUCCUCCUGUAGAUGCCCCCACUGCAGAGGCUCCUCCCGCAGAGCAACCACCUGCAGAGGCCCCAGCUGCUGCAGCACCUGGUGAAGCCCCUCCUGCUGAAGCUCCGCCAGCUGAAGCUCCUCCAGCUGAAACUCCUCCACCUGCAGAAGCAGCUCCCGCUGAAGCUCCUCCUGCAGAAGCUGCCCCUGCAGCUGCGCCACCCUCUUCUGAAGCACCACCCCCUGCUGACACUCCACCAGCAGAAGCACCCUCAACUACAGAGAAUAAGCCAGCAGAAGAAGUCAAGCCUCCCGAGGAAGUGGCCCCAACAAAAGAAAAGACAAUACAUCAUUAUGAGAGACCACCUAUGUCCCCACUGCCAUCCAUGUCGGCAGAAUAUUUCACAAAGGAUAUUCCUUUUGGACGUAAUGAUGAGAGAUCAACAUAUGAUUUGGUUGAGAAAAUGCAUUAUCUUUUUGUUAGAAUUGUGAAAGCAAGAGCUCUUGCAUCCAGAGAUUCUACAGGCAAUGCAGGAGAUCCAUUUGUGAAAAUUAGAGUUGGAGGUGAAGUUGUUCGAACUCGGAAGACACAAAAUAAUUCAUCUCCAGAGUGGAAUCAAAUAUUUGCCUUUGGCAAAGGCCCUCUUCAGGCAGCUCCAACUUUGGAGAUUUCUGUAUGGGACGAAAACACUGGUACAAAGGAUGAUUUCCUUGGAGGAGUCUGCUUUGAUCUUUCAGAAGUUCCAACAAGGGUCCCUCCAGAUAGCCCUCUGGCUCCUCAGUGGUAUAGAUUGGAAGGGGAAGGUAGAGUCAGAGGAGAUAUUAUGCUUGCUGUUUGGAUGGGAACACAAGCAGAUGAAACAUUCCCAGAGGCUUGGCAGUCUGAUACAGGAGGUGUGAUUAAUACAAGGUCAAAAGUUUAUGUUUCUCCAAAACUGUGGUAUCUAAGGGUUAAUGUGAUUGAAGCUCAGGACUUGGAGUUUCCUGAAAAAGUAAAAUCUCCCGAGCUCAAGGUGAGGGUGCAGUUAGGGAUGCAGGUUUUGAGAACCAGAGCCUCCAAUAAUAGAACUUCCAGCCCAGUUUGGAAUGAGGAUUUGAUGUUUGUUGCAGGUGAACCCUUUGAAGAACCAUUAAUGUUGUUGAUUGAAGAUCGACCUAAUACUGGAAAUAAUAAAGACACCACAGCUCUAGGUCAAGCCCUAGUUGGUUUAACAGCGAUUGAAAGAAGAGUGGAUGACCGUAUGGUAAGUUCUAGGUGGUUCAAUUUAGAUAAACCAAAUGGAGAACAAAAGUAUCAUGGAAGACUUCAUCUACGCUUGUGUUUUGAUGGAGGCUAUCAUGUGAUGGAUGAGGCUGCUCAUUCCAGUAGUGAUCUAAGACCAACUGCUAAACAAUUGUGGAAACCAGCUUUAGGCUACUUGGAAUUGGGAAUUUUGGGAGCCAAAAACAUGUUACCAAUGAAAACAAAAGGAGGAAGGAGUACAACAGAUGCAUAUUGUGUGGCAAAGUACGGACAGAAAUGGAUUAGAACAAGAACAAUUACUGAUAGCUUUAACCCAAGGUGGAAUGAACAGUACACAUGGGAAGUUUAUGAUCCCUGCACUGUUCUAACCUUAGGAGUCUUUGAUAACAGGCACAUUUACAUGAACAGCCAUGAUCAGAAGUCAUCUGACCUCAAGGAUGUUCGCAUUGGGAAAGUUCGGGUUCGCAUUUCUACACUUGAAAGCAAUAGAAUUUACACUAACUCGUACCCAUUGCUGGUUCUUCUGCCUUCUGGUGUGAAAAAAAUGGGAGAUAUUGAAAUUGCAGUAAGAUUUUCUUGUCCUUCAUUGCUUGAUGUGGUUCAGAUAUACAAUAAGCCAUUACUUCCAAAGAUGCAUUAUCUACAUCCCUUGGGCCUAACCCAACAGGAUAUGCUAAGAAAUAUAGCAAUGAAGAUUGUUGCAAUGCGUUUGUCUCGUGCUGAGCCACCUUUGAGGCAUGAGGUGGUGCAAUAUAUGUUGGACACAGACUCUAAUAUGUGGAGCAUGAGGAGAAGUAAGGCUAAUUGGUUCAGAAUUAUGAAUGUUAUAUCUGGUUUUGUAUCUGUUGUCAAAUGGAUUGAUGAUAUAUGCCAGUGGAAGAAUCCAAUCACCACAGUACUGGUGCAUUUCCUUUUCCUUAUCCUUGUCUGGUAUCCAGAACUAAUUGUGCCAACGGUUUUCUUCUAUGUCUUUGUCAUAGGUGCAUGGUACUACAGGUUUCGGCCUAGAAUGCCACCACACAUGGAUACCCGGAUUUCACAUGCAGACACAGUUGAUCCAGAUGAUCUUGAUGAAGAAUUUGACCCGUUACAGAGUUCUAAGGAUUCUGAAAUCGUUAGAAAGAGAUAUGAUAGACUGAGAAGCUUGGCUGCAAGGAUACAGACAGUGUUGGGUGACUUUGCUUCACAAGGAGAGAGAAUCCAAGCCCUUCUAAGUUGGAGAGAUCCUCGUUCUACUGGAAUGUUUAUUGCUACAUGUUUCAUGAUCUCAAUGAUCUUGUACAUUGUCCAUAUCAAAAUGGUUUUGAUAAGCCUUGCUUUCUACUUCCUUCGCCACCCAAGAUUCAGAGAGCCAAUGCCUGCUUCAAUCCUCAAUUUCUUUAGGCGUUUGCCUGCUUUGUCAGACCGCAUCAUGUAAAGCAUCCAAAUGGCUGAGCAUUGCCUUGCCAAGGGUAAGCGACAUAUGAUACAUCACUUAUACAUCUUUUCAUUUAGUGUCUGUCUUGAUUACACAAGUCUAACAGGUAUUUUGUACUAGUACAGCUUCAGAGCAUUACUAUGUUUUUUUAUUAUCUCCCAGUUAAAUGUUUUCUCGUUUUGACAUGUUGAUGUGUAGCAUUCAUCAAAUAGAUGAAUCCUGUCCUUGUAAGACAUGAUCAUGUAAAACAUCCAAGUUGGCUGAGCGUAAUCUUACCAUGCAUAAGCACCAUUUGAUACAUCUAUCAUACAUAUUUUCAUUUAUUCCCUGUCAUGUUUACCCAGAUCCAACAGGUGUUUUGUACUAGUAAAGCUUCAGGGAAUACUAGUUUUUUAUCUCUCAGUUAAACCUUAUCUUAUUUGGACAUGUUUAUGUGUAGCAUUAAUCAAAUGGACGAAUCCAUCUAUUCUCCUUUGCGCUCAUUCAAUUUUUCACCUCCUCAAACGCACCUGCCCUGUUAUCAGAUGUGCAGUGAUCUAACUAAAUCCUAUUGGUCCAGCCUGAUAAUGGUUGCAGUGGAGGCAAUUGAGAGGUGAAUGUGGUAGAUCUCUUUCUGGAAAGCUUCUCAGCCCAGAAGAAAGAACUAUACAGAAAGAACAAUGUUCCAGCUUAGGUGUCAUGGAGCUUUAUAAUUUCAUGUACAUUAAUAUAUAAUUAGGAUUCAUGUUAUUUCUCAAUCAAAAAAAAUAUGUUAAACUUCAGUAAUGGGAGUGUCUCUGAAAUAUGUUGAACUUCAGUCUUGGGAGUGUCUCUGAAAUAUGUUAAACUUCAGUCAUCACCAACAAAGUUGGCAGGCCUACAAUUUUUCAAAAUAAAAAAAAUGAGAGAACAUAUGGCUCAUUUUGUAGUAGUAUGGUGAAUGCCAAAUGGUAAUAGACCACAAGAAUAAUAUUUGUUACUUAAAUUUGCA